AUGGGUACAGAGAGCGACAUGAACAAGGAUACAGGCAGUGACAUAAACAAGGAUACAGACAGCGACAUAAACAAGGAUACAGGCAGCGACAUAAACAAGGAUACAGACAGCGACAUGAACAAGGAUACAGAUAGCGAUACGAACAAGGAUACAGACAGAGACAUGAACAAGGAUACAGACAGCGACAUAAACAAGGAUACAGGCAGCGACAUGAAUAAGGAUACCGACAGCAACAUGAACAUUGAUACAGACAACAACAUGAACAUGAACACAGACAGCUACAUGAACAAGGAUACAUAUAGCGAUACGAACAAGGAUACAGACAGAGACAUAAACAAGUAUACGGAAAGCGACAUGAACAUGGAUACAGACAGCGACAUGAACAAGGAUACAGAUAGCGACAUGAACAAGGAUACACACAGCGACAUGAACAUGGAUACAGAGAGCGACAUAAACAAGGAUACGGACAGAAACAUGAAAAACGAUACAGACCACGACAUGAACAAGGAUACAGACAGCGACAUAAACAUGGAUACAGACAGCAACAUGAACAAGGAUACAGACAGCGACAUGAACAAGGAUACAGACAACAGCGACAUAAACAAGGAUACAGACAGCGACAUAAACAAGGAUACAGACAGCGACAUAAACAAGGAUACAGACAGCGACAUGAACAAGGAUACAGACAGCGACAUGAACAAGGAUACAGACAGCGAUACGAACAUAGAUACAGACAGCGACAUGAACAAUGACACAGACAACGACAUGAACAAGGAUACGGACAACGAUACGAACAAGGAUACAGACAGAGACAUGAACAAGGAUACAGACAGCGACAUGAACAUGGAUACAGAGAGCGACAUAACCAUGGAUACAGAGAGCGACAUAAACAAAGAUACGGACAGAAACAUGAACAAAGAUACAGACAGCGACAUGAACAAGGAUACAGAGAGCGACAUGAACAAGGAUACAGAUAGCGACAUGAUCAAGGAUAAAGACCACGACAUGAACAAGGAUACAGACAGCGACAUGAACAAGGAUACAGACAGCGAUACGAACAUAGAUACAGACAGCGACAUGAACAAUGACACAGACAGCGACAUGAACAAGGAUACGGACAACGAUACGAACAAGGAUACAGACAGAGACAUGAACAUGGAUACAGACAGCGACAUGAACAAGGAUACAGACAGCGACAUGAACAUGGAUACAGAGAGCGACAUAACCAUGGAUACAGAGAGCGACAUAAACAAAGAUACAGACAGCGACAUAAACAAGGAUACAGACAGCGACAUGAACAAGGAUACAGACAGCGACAUGAACAAGGAUACAGACAGCGAUACGAACAUAGAUACAGACAGCGACAUGAACAAUGACACAGACAACGACAUGAACAAGGAUACGGACAACGAUACGAACAAGGAUACAGACAGAGACAUGAACAAGGAUACAGACAGCGACAUGAACAUGGAUACAGAGAGCGACAUAACCAUGGAUACAGAGAGCGACAUAAACAAGGAUACGGACAGAAACAUGAACAUGGAUACAGACAGCGACAUGAACAAGGAUACAGACAGCGACAUGAACAUGGAUACAGAGAGCGACAUAACCAUGGAUACAGAGAGCGACAUAAACAAAGAUACGGACAGAAACAUGAACAAAGAUACAGACAGCGACAUGAACAAGGAUACAGACAGCGACAUGAACAAGGAUACAGAUAGCGACAUGAUCAAGGAUACAGACCACGACAUGAACAUGGAUACAGACAGCAACAUGAACAAGGAUACAGACAGCGACAUGAACAAGGAUACAGACAGCGACAUGAACAAGGAUACAGACAGCGAGAUGAACAUGGAUACAGAGAGCGACAUAAACAAUGAUACAGACAGCGACAUGAACAUGGAUAUAGACCACGACAUGAACAAGGAUACAGACAGCGACAUGAACAAGGAUACAGACAGCGACAUGAACAUGGAUACAGACAGCGACAUGAACAAGGCUACGGACAGAAACAUGAACAUGAAUACAGACAGCGACAUGAAUAAGAUACUAGUACUCUAG
Messenger RNA from Liolophura sinensis, 2061 nucleotides. Its product is annotated as serine-aspartate repeat-containing protein F-like. The transcript is spliced from 2 exons. Bases 1 to 2061 code for a protein of 686 amino acids. The record is from RefSeq and is a predicted model, not a curated record. NCBI's taxonomy places the organism in Eukaryota, Metazoa, Mollusca, Polyplacophora, Chitonida, Chitonidae.